UUGUUUUCAGGUUCUUCGGCCCCCGAAAUUCUUUUGUCUAUAAUUGAGAUUAUUGCGAAAAAAUUCGAAGCCGGUGAUCUUGGACCGAAUACGAUUGUCGGCUCGGCUGCGUUUAAUCUAUUUAUGAUUAUCGCUAUUUGCGUUCUAGUCAUUCCCGCUGGGGAAGUACGUCGACAAAAACAUUUGGAUGUGUCUAUAUUCGCAUACAUUUGGAUGUAUGUCAUUUUGGCUGUGAUAUCACCCGGAGUAAUUGACAUUUGGGAAGGUCUACUCACAUUUGCUUUCUUCCCACUU
Molecule: messenger RNA, 294 nt
Organism: Cylicostephanus goldi
Lineage: Eukaryota; Metazoa; Nematoda; Chromadorea; Rhabditida; Strongylidae
Source: the annotation of a GenBank genome assembly